Messenger RNA from Knipowitschia caucasica, 3204 nucleotides. Lineage: Eukaryota; Metazoa; Chordata; Actinopteri; Gobiiformes; Gobiidae. The record is from the annotation of a GenBank genome assembly.
AUGGGUGAUCGGUCAUUAGCUUCUCGACAGGCUGUUUGCAGAGUGCUCCAUAACCUUUGUCCACAGGGGCUGUCCGGGAGCGAGCAGGCACUGAGGAGGCACCGAGGAGGCACCGAGGAGGCACCGAGGAGGCACCGAGGAGGCAGAGGAGGCACCGAGGAGGCAGCGAGGAGGCACCAAGGAGGCAGAGGAGGCACCGAGGAGGCACAGAGGAGGCAGAGGAGGCACCGAGGAGGCAGAGGAGGCACCGAGGAGGCGCAGAGGAGGCACCGAGGAGGCGCAGAGGAGGCACCGAGGAGGCAGCGAGGAGGCACCGAGGAGGCACCGAGGAGGCAGAGGAGGCACCUAGGAGGCACCGAGGAGGCAGAGGAGGCACCGAGGAGGCAGAGGAGGCACCGAGGAGGCAGAGACGGCACCGAGGAGGCACCGAGGAGGCAGAGGAGGCACCGAGGAGGCACCGCAGAGGCACCGAGGAGGCACCGAGGAGGCACAGAGGAGGCAGUGAGGAGGCACCGAGGAGGCACCGCAGAGGCACCGAGGAGGCAGCGAGGAGGCAGUGAGGAGGCACCGAGGAGGCAGCGAGGAGGCAGAGGAGGCACCGCAGAGGCACCGAGGAGGCACCGCAGAGGCACCGAGGAGGCAGAGGAGGCACCGAGGAGGCACCGAGGAGGCAGCGGGGAGACAGCAAGGAGGCAGCGAGGAAGCACCAAGGAGGAACCGAGGAGGCAGCGAGGAGGCAGUGAGGAGGCAGCAGAGGAGGCACCGAGGAGGCACCGAGGAGGCACCGAGGAGGCACCGAGGAGGCACCGAGGAGGCACCGAGGAGGCAGAGGAGGCACCGAGGAGGCACCGAGGAGGCACCGAGGAGGCAGAGGAGGCACCAAGGAGGCACCGAGGAGGCACCGAGGAGGCACCGCAGAGGCACCGAGGAGGCAAAGAGGAGGCAGCGAGGAGGCACAGAGGAGGCAGUGAGGAGGCACGAGGAGGCAGCGAGGAGGGCAGCGAGGAAGCAGCGAGGAAGCACCAAGGAGGAACCGAGGAGGAACCGAGGAGGCAGCGAGGAGGCAGCGAGGAGGCAGCGAGGAGGCAGCGAGGAGGCAGCGAGGAGGCACCGCAGAGGCACCGAGGAGGCACCGCAGAGGCACCGAGGAGGCACCGAGGAGGCACCGAGGAGGCAGUGAGGAGGCACCAAGGAGGCACCGAGGAGGCACCGAGGAGGCAGAGGAGGCACCGAGGAGGCACCGAGGAGGCACCGAGGAGGCAGAGGAGGCACCAAGGAGGCACCGAGGAGGCACCGAGGAGGCACCGCAGAGGCACCGAGGAGGCAAAGAGGAGGCACCGAGGAGGCAAAGAGGAGGCAGCGAGGAGGCACAGAGGAGGCAGUGAGGAGGCAGUGAGGAGGCAGAGGAGGCACCGAGGAGGCACCGCAGAGGCACCGAGGAGGCAAAGAGGAGGCAGCGAGGAGGCAGCGAGGAGGCAGCGAGGAAGCAGCGAGGAAGCACCAAGGAGGAACCGAGGAGGAACCGAGGAGGCAGCGAGGAGGCAGCGAGGAGGCAGCGAGGAGGCACCGCAGAGGCACCGAGGAGGCACCGCAGAGGCACCGAGGAGGCACCGAGGAGGCACCGAGGAGGCAGUGAGGAGGCAGCCGAGGAGGCACCAAGGAGGCACCGAGGAGGCACCGAGGAGGCAGAGGAGGCACCGAGGAGGCACCGAGGAGGCACCGAGGAGGCACCGAGGAGGCACCGAGGAGGCAGAGGAGGCACCAAGGAGGCACCGAGGAGGCACCGAGGAGGCACCGCAGAGGCACCGAGGAGGCAAAGAGGAGGCAGCGAGGAGGCACAGAGGAGGCAGUGAGGAGGCAGUGAGGAGGCAGAGGAGGCACCGAGGAGGCACCGCAGAGGCACCGAGGAGGCACCGCAGAGGCACCGAGGAGGCAAAGAGGAGGCAGCGAGGAGGCAGCGAGGAGGCAGCGAGGAAGCAGCGAGGAAGCACCAAGGAGGAACCGAGGAGGAACCGAGGAGGCAGCGAGGAGGCACCGCAGAGGCACCGAGGAGGCACCGAGGAGGCACCGAGGAGGCACCGAGGAGGCACCGAGGAGGCACCGAGGAGGCAUGAGGAGGCACCGAGGAGGCAGAGGAGGCACCAAGGAGGCACCGAGGAGGCACCGAGGAGGCACCGCAGAGGCACCGAGGAGGCAAAGAGGAGGCAGCGAGGAGGCACAGAGGAGGCAGUGAGGAGGCACCAAGGAGGCAGAGGAGGCACCGAGGAGGCAGAGGAGGCACCGAGGAGGCAGAGGAGGCACCGAGGAGGCACCGAGGAGGCAGAGGAGGCACCGAGGAGGCACCGAGGAGGCACCGCAGAGGCAGCGAGGAGGCAAAGAGGAGGCAGCGAGGAGGCACAGACGAGGCAGCGAGGAGGCAGCGAGGAGGCAGCGAGGAGACAGCGAGGAGGCAGCGAGGAGACAGCGAGGAGGCACCGAGGAGGCACCGAGGAGGCAGAGGAGGCACCGAGGAGGCACCGAGGAGGCACCGCAGAGGCACCGCAGAGGCACCGAGGAGGCAAAGAGGAGGCAGCGAGGAGGCACAGACGAGGCAGCGAGGAGGCAGCGAGGAGGCAGCGAGGAGGCAGCGAGGAGGCAGUGAGGAGGCACCGAGGAGGCAGCAAGGAGGCAGAGGAGGCACCGCAGAGGCACCGCAGAGGCACCGCAGAGGCACCGAGGAGGAAAGAGGAGGCAGCGAGGAGGCACAGAGGAGGCAGUGAGGAGGCAGCGAGGAGGCACAGAGGAGGCAGAGGCAGCGAGGAGGCACCGAGGAGGCAGCGAGGAGGCAGCGAGGAGGCACCGAGGAGGCACCGCAGAGGCACAGAGGAGGCAGUGAGGCGGCAGCGAGGAGGCACCGAGGAGGCAAAGAGGAGGCAGCGAGGAGGCACAGAGGAGGCAGUGAGGAGGCAGCGAGGAGGCACAGAGGAGGCACAGAGGAGGCAGCGAGGAGGCACCGAGGAGGCAGCGAGGAGGCACCGAGGAGGCAGCGAGGAGGCAGCGAGGAGGCACCGAGGAGGCACCGCAGAGGCACAGAGGAGGCACCGAGGAGGCAGCGAGGAGGCAGCGAGGAGGCACCGAGGAGGCACCGCAGAGGCACAGAGGAGGCACCGCAGAGGCACAGAGGAGGCACAGAGGAGGCAGCGAGGAGGCACAGGCUGUGUGUGA